AUGACCGCUCAGAUCACGGAGCUGCACGAGCGAAAGGAUGUGUCUUCCGGCAUGUCUGGCCUGUUCGGCGGCACCAUGGAUUUCAUCGACUGGGCGGCCCUGUUGCUUCUUCCCGUCCUGCUGGUGGUCGGUAUGCGCAGCGUCGUUCAUGCCCAGAUGGAGUACGCUGACUACACGCGAUUCGACUAUUUUGCGCUGUUCAUCGGCCGCGUUGUCAUGCUGCUGAUCAUCAUCAUGACACUGGUCAUGCUGUACGAGGUAUUCUUGCGCUAUGUCAUUGAAGCACCGACCAAAUGGGCCAACGAACUGACGCUCUGGAUCGCCGGAUUCGUGUUCCUGCUGUCGGGGCUUUACGCGAUGCAGCAGCGUUGUCACAUCCGCAUAUUCAUUCUCUAUGACAUCCUGCCGAGACCGCUGCGCCAUGCCUGCGACAUCAUUUCGGUUGCCCUGAUCUGCCUGUUCGCCUUCCUGCUGGUUUUCGGCAGUUACAAUCAGGUGUUCGGCAUCAAGUUUCAUCGCUGGGAAAUGUUCGGAACAGCGUUUGACCCGCCGAUCCCUGCAACGAUCCAGCCGAUGAUCCUCAUUGUCGUCGUGCUCGUCGCCCUGCAAUCCGUUGCCAAUCUGAUUGCCGACUGGAACAAGCAACCUGCGGAAAUGGAAGAGCCGGAUAUCAUCGACGAAGAAGAGCUGGAAGCAAUCAAGAAAAGCGUGGGUGCGAAAUAA
Messenger RNA from Effrenium voratum, 723 nucleotides. The record is from the annotation of a GenBank genome assembly. NCBI's taxonomy places the organism in Eukaryota, Dinophyceae, Suessiales, Symbiodiniaceae.